This is a messenger RNA of Coturnix japonica (Japanese quail), 2330 nucleotides long. It is a transcript of the gene LYSET, whose product is annotated as lysosomal enzyme trafficking factor. The record is from RefSeq and is a predicted model, not a curated record. Lineage: Eukaryota; Metazoa; Chordata; Aves; Galliformes; Phasianidae.
CGGAAGUGUCGCCGUUCCGGGGUGGCGAUGGCAUCGGGCCGGCGGCGGCGGCGCGGAUCGGCGGGUCCUUCCGCCUCACGGCGCGGCGGGGCGGGCUGAGGGGAGCGGGCCGCCUGCCGCCAGCCUUUUUCUUCUCCCACUCCCUUCUUCUCCGCUGGAGGAAGGUGCAGAGCAUGGAGAAUGAUGAACUUCCGCCAGAGGAUGGGCUGGAUUGGAGUGGGGCUGUACUUGCUAGCAAGCGCUGCAGCUUUUUAUUACGUCUUUGAAAUCAAUGAGACUUACAAUAAACUGGCACUGGAGCACAUUCAGCAGCACCCCAAGGAACCACAGGAAGGAACCACAUGGACGCACUCCUUAAAAGCACGACUGCUCUCCUUGCCUUUUUGGCUGUGGACUAUCAUCUUUUUAAUACCGUAUUUACAGAUGUUCUUGUUCCUCUAUUCCUGUACGAGAGCCGACCCCAAAACUGUUGGCUAUUGCAUCAUUCCUAUCUGCUUGGCUGUCAUUUGCAAUCGUCAUCAAACAUUUGUGAAGGCCUCUAAUCAGAUCAGUAGAUUACAGCUGAUUGACACUUAACUCCAUUUCUAGUUUCCGUAGCUGCUUUGAAGCGAUCGAUAUGUCUGAUUUAAUCACAAGACUGAAGUUCUGAGCGAAGGCUGGAAAGAACCUUUUCUUUCCAACUGUUAAGCAAUGAACGGUGACUGUUUUCUAUUAAAAAAACCCAACAAAAAGUAAUUCCAGAGGUUUUUAAAGUCUUGGUCUAUCGGAAUGACUUGAGUGGGGGAGUCCUAUGUGACACGUGAUGGAAGUAUUCCUCAUUUUGCCUUAAUGAUGCAAAACUGCUUCACUCCACUCGACACAUUCUUGGGGGAAAGAAGUUCCUACUCUGUGACUUUGCUCCUCUGUGCAAAAAGAGGAAGGGGAAAAAAAAGCAACAAUGUCCUUUUGUUUUUCCUGGAGUAAAAUCAAUGACAAGAGAAUUAAUGCUUCUGUGAUAAAGGAAGAAGGUCAGAAGGUGACAAUAGAAGUUGCACUCAGAACAGGUUUUUGCUUUUGCUUUUCAAGAAGUAAUUCAUAUCUACAUCAGUGCUGGUUUUUAAUGAUUUUUUUAUAACACAUGUAGGAAAUGCAGGAAGCGAAGAAUAAAGCAUGUGCAAAUCACUGAAGAGAAAAAGAUAGAUAUCUGUUUUUCUUCUCUGAGGUAUUUUUUUCUCCAUUGACCAGAAUAGCACGUCAUAGAAUCACAUUGUAGCAGUGAGGAGGGGCACAGACCUGGCGGUGCUUUAAGCUUCUUCCCUGCAGUGUCCAAAGCAGCUUGUGCCGGUGUUGGGAUAUUAUAAGAGGCACAAAACUUUGUGUUUCCUUCUUCCUUUAGAAAUCUCCUUUGGUAACAUUACAAACGAUGGGAAUUUUUCUACUGUUCUAAUGUCUGUCCAGACAUGCAAAAACAUAUUCAGUGAGUACUGAUGUGCUACGAAGACUUUACAUUUGUGAUAGUUUUCCUAUCACCGAGCUGGGGAAUGCUCUAAGCCUCACGUAGGACAAAUAGUAUCUUUCUUCCAGGAUUCUGAGUAAGAUCACUUGUCUUGUUCUUGAAAGAAACGUGAUUUGCUUCAAUCAUGCUGAAAUUCCAUUGCCAUUUCUUACCAUAAUUUCACCUUGUUUUUCAGUGCUAUUUCGGUGUAGCCUUUAUUUCUGACUACUGGGACUGUGUGUUUUCAAUGAUGCCAAAUCUCUUCUUUUGUGUGUCUGUUUCUUCUUAGACUAACUGUAUUUUUGAGCCAUGAUGGAGGUAACCUUCUGAUUGUGAAAACAUUGCAUUAUAUGGACUUCUGCAGGCCCAGAACAGUUAUGCACUGAACUUCUCAAUUAUCGUUUUUUAUUUGAUUGUACGUAAUUGUCAGUACCUGACCAUCACAAAUGCUUAAUCCAGUUCUGACAACUGUAAGGGAAUCUCAGACAUAUCACCUGUUUCCUGCUUUGGAAAGAAUGUGUUGCUGUGUUCAAGGGUGGUAGUUACAGCACCUUAAACUUUGGUUGCAUUUGGAGAUACUUGUAGACUGUGGGCUCAGCUGCCAGCAGGGGUGCUAGGACCUAAAAACACGAUGUAGCCUUUACAAGAGGGUUUUAAGUUCAAAGUGCAAUAUGAAAAGGGGGAAGCUGCCAUCUCAAUAUGCUGGAGUAAGAAUAAAGUAUAAACUCUGACUGCUCCUAUCUUUUGGAGUCAGAGCUUUUAAGUUGUGUUGUUUCUUAACUCUAAAGAUCACUGUCUUAUUUAUCUAUGAAAUAAAAAACUUUUCAAUGUUUAUAAACAGAAGUCUGAUAACACA